AUGUGUAAACAAACUGUCACCACGGUGGGGUGGGGGGGGAGGGGGGGGGGGGGGGGGGUGAGGGGGGGGGGGGGGGGGGGUGGGGGGGGGAGUGGGGGUGGGGGGGGGGGGGGGGGGGGGGGGGGGGGGGGGGGGGGGGGGGGGGGGGGGGAGGGGGGGGAGGGGGGGGGGGGGGGGGGGGGGGGGGGAGGGAGGGAGGGCGCGGCGGCGUGGGGGGGGGGGGGAGGGGGGGGGGGGGGGGGGAGGGGGGGGGGGGGGAGGGGGAGGGGGGGGGGGGGGGGGGGGGGGGGGGGGGGAGGGGGGGGGGGGGGGGGGAGAAGGGGGGGAGAGGGGGGGGGGGGGGGGGGGGGGGGAGGGGGGGGGGGGGGGGGGGGGGGGGAGGGGGGGGGGGGAGGGGAGAGGGGGGGGGGGAGAGGGGGGGGGGGGGGGGGGGGGGGGGGGGGGGAGGGGGGAGAGGGCAGGGGGGGGGGGGGGGGGGAGGGGGGGAGGGAGGGGGGGGGGGGGGGGGGGGGGGAGGGGAGGGGGGGGGGGGGGGGGGGGAGGGGGAGGGGGGGAGGGGGGGGGGAGGGGGGGGGGGGGGGGAGAGGGGGGGGGGAGGAGGGGGAGGGAAGAGGGAAGGGGGGGGGGGGGGGGAGGGAGGGAGAGGGGGGGGGGGGGGGGGGGGGGGGGGGGGGAGGGGAAGGGGGGGGGGGGGGGGGGGGGGGGGGGGGGGGGGGGGGGGGGGGGGGGGGGGGGGGGGGGGGGGGGGGGGGGGGGGGUGAAAGAUGUUUUAUGGGCUGCAUGGGAUACAAUCUAUCGUACCCCAUCACUCCCUACUAUGCCAUCAGCCUUCCGCUUCCAAACAUUCAGGCGGCAUAUUUGUCUGUGUACACCGUGGGGAUAUGCCACAUCCCGCCGCUGCAACUGAGGACAAUGGUUGAAGCAAAAUGUGAAAUGACUCCGUACGGUGGUUACCGUUGGAAAGUCAGCCUGGAGACCAACUGCUCUGCUCCUGAGUUGCACCCACCGACAACACACCUUAUGAACUUCCUUCGAUUGAGUCCCAUAUCCUGCAAGCUAUUGACUUUCUUGCUAUACGGUUACCUAAAGCAGGAACCAAUUAUUCACACCGAGCACGUGCGCCAGGUUCUCGAUCGACUGACGUACUCUUGUCCAAAAUUUGACCGCCAAACUUUCGCCGCAAUCCGACUAGAUUUCUACAAUAUUCUGGAUUUGAUUAUCUACAAAAUGGGUGAUGUUGGACGACAUCAGUUUGAAGACCACUUUGUUUUGGACACACUGAGAGAACUGGUGAUUCAAUUUGGUAGACGAUUACAGGACUACUUUUCUUCAUUUAUCCGUUUUUAUCACCGGACCCACUAUUUGCAUGCUCAUCAACUAACCCCAUAUGGAAGUGUGGCAAAUCUCAAAUGUGCUUCCAGCUACGACAUUGAAAUCAAAGGAUAUAACGGUCCGCUCUUGGUUGUCUGCACGGAACUGGUCAGAGUCACCGAGCGUAUUUCUAUCUCAGACCACAUAAUCUAUUCAGGCAUUGUGUUGAUAGAUAUGACGAAUCCAUGGAAGGAUCUCACAGUGAGCAUCGUUUUCCGGGUCUCAGACUCUCCGGCGACCACGCUUUAUACCUGCGGUCGACUGGCGAGCAAUAGCACCAAACAAUGGAGUCAAGCGGAAAACUGUCCUUAUCAUGAAUACAAUGAGACGACUGUCCGUUGCGUCUGUAACACGCCUGGGUUAUUCGCAAUACUUCAUACACACAGAGACUUGAGUUACUUGGGUGGCCUAUUCCUCAAAACAGUGAAAAACGCAGGGAUUCCCGGUCUGUUUCCCGCUUGUCUAUGCACGCUUUUCCUCGGUCUUGUGUAUUUACUCAUUUUGAGAUGGCAUGAAGAGGCACGUCGCACUUUCGUCUUCCUUACCGAUCAAAACCAUCAAGAAGCUACGUGCUAUCUCGACCUUGCCAUCCAGCAGAUACUACUUCAGUUGAUAAAGAUUGCAUUGCAAACCGCAACGCUCCAGUUGGAAGACUACACACCUUGUAAAGUACUUGGUCUGCUCCUAAACGGAACGAUUGUGGCCCAUACGGUGAUUAACCUAGCGACGGCAGUCUGUCUAGUCUCCAUCGGGCGAGUGGAUCAUCCACGGGAAUGUGAGCUCCGAAUUACGGUCUCUAGUUACGUGGCUGUCACCAUCUUCCUCAUGGGCCCAAAUAUCUUCUGCUUGGAUACCUACGUACACGUGAGCUGUUUUCCUGCUCAGCAUGUAUCUGUGCUCGUUGGUCCGGUGUUAGGGCUUUGUGUCCUAACACUAGGUCUGCUGUUGGCCUACUGGUUUUUGCCACCAGUCCAGCGAAAAGACGAGUGGAUUGGAGUUCUUUUCAACACUGCAUUCAACAUUGCUCUGUAUGGUCCACUCGCAAUGACCAGGCCUUUCGCGCAUCAUCUGGAAUUUCCGUUCGUCCAGCUUCUGCUGCUCUACGUCGCGCAUGAUGAUGAGGAUGAUGAGGAUGAUGAUGAUGAUGAUGAUGAUGAUGAUGAUGAUGAUGAUGAUGAUGAUGAUGAUGAUGAUGAUGAUGAUGAUGAUGAUGAUGAUGAUGAUGAUGAUGAUGAUGAUGAUGAUGAUGAUGAUGAUGAUGAUGAUGAUGAUGAUGAUGAUGAUGAUGAUGAUGAUGAUGAUGAUGAUGAUGAUGAUGAUGAUGAUGAUGAUGAUGAUGAUGAUGAUGAUGAUGAUGAUGAUGAUGAUGAUGAUGAUGAUGAUGAUGAUGAUGAUGAUGAUGAUGAUGAUGAUGAUGAUGAUGAUGAUGAUGAUGAUGAUGAUGAUGAUGAUGAUGAUGAUGAUGAUGAUGAUUAUGGUGAUGAUGAUGAUGAUGAUGAUGAUUAUGGUGAUGAUGAUGAUGAUGAUGAUGAUGAUGAUGAUGAUGAUGAUGAUGGUGAUGAUGAUGAUGAUGCUGAUGAUGAUGAUGAUGAUGAUGAUGAUGAUGAUGAUGAUGAUGAUGAUGAUGAUGAUGAUGAUGAUGAUGAUGAUGAUGAUGAUGAUGAUGAUGAUGAUGAUGAUGAUGAUGAUGAUGAUGAUGAUGAUGAUGAUGAUGAUGAUGAUGAUGAUGAUGAUGAUGAUGAUGAUGAUGAUGAUGAUGAUGAUGAUGAUGAUGAUGAUGAUGAUGAUGAUGAUGAUGAUGAUGAUGAUGAUGAUGAUGAUGAUGAUGAUGAUGAUGAUGAUGAUGAUGAUGAUGAUGAUGAUGAUGAUGAUGAUGAUGAUGAUGAUGAUGAUGAUGAUGAUGAUGAUGAUGAUGAUGAUGAUGAUGAUGAUGAUGAUGAUGAUGAUGAUGAUGAUGAUGAUGAUGAUGAUGAUGAUGAUGAUGAUGAUGAUGAUGAUGAUGAUGAUGAUGAUGAUGAUGAUGAUGAUGAUGAUGAUGAUGAUGAUGAUGAUGAUGAUGAUGAUGAUGAUGAUGAUGAUGAUGAUGAUGAUGAUGAUGAUGAUGAUGAUGAUGAUGAUGAUGAUGAUGAUGAUGAUGAUGAUGAUGAUGAUGAUGAUGAUGAUGAUGAUGAUGAUGAUGAUGAUGAUGAUGAUGAUGAUGAUGAUGAUGAUGAUGAUGAUGAUGAUGAUGAUGAUGAUGAUGAUGAUGAUGAUGAUGAUGAUGAUGAUGAUGAUGAUGAUGAUGAUGAUGAUGAUGAUGAUGAUGAUGAUGAUGAUGAUGAUGAUGAUGAUGAUGAUGAUGAUGAUGAUGAUGAUGAUGAUGAUGAUGAUGAUGAUGAUGAUGAUGAUGAUGAUGAUGAUGAUGAUGAUGAUGAUGAUGAUGAUGAUGAUGAUGAUGAUGAUGAUGAUGAUGAUGAUGAUGAUGAUGAUGAUGAUGAUGAUGAUGAUGAUGAUGAUGAUGAUGAUGAUGAUGAUGAUGAUGAUGAUGAUGAUGAUGAUGAUGGAUGA
Messenger RNA from Dicrocoelium dendriticum, 3918 nucleotides. The record is from the annotation of a GenBank genome assembly. Lineage: Eukaryota; Metazoa; Platyhelminthes; Trematoda; Plagiorchiida; Dicrocoeliidae.